This is a messenger RNA of Stylonychia lemnae, 2475 nucleotides long. The record is from the annotation of a GenBank genome assembly. Lineage: Eukaryota; Ciliophora; Spirotrichea; Sporadotrichida; Oxytrichidae.
AUGUAUAAAUUAAUUGCUAAAACAACACUCUCAAAAGCAAAGCAUACUGCUCCAAUAUCUGUUUUCAAAUUCAACAGCAAGCUUUGCUAUCUCAAUUAAUAAAGAUCGAUUUUCAAUUUCUUGAGGAAAAAAACUUAAGCAGAAGAAUAGAUUCAUGAAAAUUCUAAUAAGAUUACUGUUGAGGAUAAUACUGAGAAAUUGGAGAUUAAAGAAUUAAGAUUUAUUAAACAGAAUGAAUUAGCUAAACAAAAUCAAGAAGAUUAACUUGCUUAGUAAGCAACUAAUUUGGAACCUUUAAAAGAAGAUGAUACCAAGAUCCUCAGAGACCUAUACAUCCCAAAAGAAGAGGAAGGGCUAGACAGAUUUGAUAAUUCUUUGUCAAAGUUGCCCGAAUACGAAUCUUAAAUAGCCUAAUCUAAAGACAUUAAUGAACUUAAUACUCUCAUUGGACAGACUAAUAAAAAACUAGUAAUGAAAUACAAAAGAGAGCACGCCUAUAAGCUAGAAAAAUAUGAAGAGAGAUUGUAUAAGGAGGUAUUCUAUGAUUUAAGACCCAAUAAAAAUCCUCAGGAAGAGGUCACGAUUAUGAAUCCACUCAAGAAGUCUAGGCUACCUCAUAGAUAUAGAAAUAUUGUUGAGAUAUCUUAAGAAUCAUACAGAGAAGCUUAAUGGCCUAGACAUCAAAGAAGACCUUAGGAAGUAGUAAACAUCCAUACAAUGAAUAAAGAGGGAAGAAUAAUGGACCCUUACAAAUGGAUGGAGCAUAUGUCUGAAGAGGAGAAGAAGGAUUUCCUUCUUGUUGAACAUGACUUCUACACUAUGUGCAUGAUGAAGUAAGACUUGCUCACAAGAUAAAUACAAAGAGAGCAAGAUCAUUAUCAGCACAUUGCAAAGCCACUCCCAGUAAGGAUUGGAGAAUUUCUUUACUAUAGAAGAUUUGAAAAUCCAGCAGACAGUAUGACAAUAUAUAGAUUUCCAAUUGAUGCUCAUAAAAUCAGGGGGCAUGUGGAAGGUGAAUUGCCAUAUAUGUGGAUUAAUCAUGAUAAUUUUGAGUAGGUUGAGAAGUCUGAGACGGCUAAAGAAUUUCCAGAAUAAAUAUUGUUUGAAGUAUAAGAUCUCACUUUGCUUUACAAAGAAUUUGCACUUAGAGAUGAAAAUAUCAAGACAUUUAUAGAGAAUAUUACAGAGAUGCUGCAGACCUAGUCUCACUAGCCUUUGUAUCAUUUCCAAAUAAGUGAUGAAUAAGACUUAGCAUUAAUGGCUUUUGACACUGAAAUGAAUUAGAAAAGUUUAGAUUUGGUUAUUAAAGACUUGAAAAUUAAUAGACUUCUACCUGUAUUGAUUAAAAACACUGAUGGAUAGUAUGCUUUUGACAAGUCUAAUGGUAUUUACUAUACACAAGUGGAUGCUUUUGGCAGAGGAGUUAAAGUAUACAGACACUAAGUUGGAACCUUAAAUAGCUUUGAUAAACUUGUCUAUGAAGAGACUAAUCCUGAUUUCUUUGUCAAUGUCGAGAAUACACUAAGUGGAGAUUUUAUAAUGAUUAAUAUCCAGUCUAAUUUUUCACCAAAGACAAACGAAAUAUGGAUUAAAAAUGCUCAUCAAAGGUAGGAGAGAUUUUGGCUUGUCUAGACUAUGCAAUAAAAUGUUGAUUAUUAGAUCAAACACUCUGGGGAAUUUUUAUAUAAGAUGAGUAAUGAAGACGAUAAGAAUAGUUAUAAGAUAACUAAAAUAAUGCUACCAGAUCAAAUUAAGUCACUUCCAAAAGAAGGAGAAUAUCAAAGACUUGAGCAAUAAUCGAAGACUUAAGAACAAAAUUUAUAGCCAAAUCACACUAGCGAUAUAUAAAGGCUAGGAAAACGUGAAAUUCAGCCUAUUAUGAAUGAUAUGCAAUCUAGAUAGCAGUAACUACUUUAAACUCUGCCUACCUCUUCAAUUAUUGAUCUUCCAGUCUAGAGAGUCCUUGUGGAAGCUAAAGAAGAUGAAAAUAUAAUUGACUUUGAAGUAUAUAAACACUACCUUACUGUUAUAUAAGAAAAAAAUCAACAAAGAAUAAUGAAAAUAAUUAAUCUUAAAACCGAAAGAGAAUACACGCAUUUAUUUGAUUCUGAAAAGGAACUUAAUCCAGCUGAUGGACUAAUCACAGACUUCUAUGAUGUAGAAAUGGAAGAUAACUAUACCUUUGACUCGGCAAGUUUGAGAUAUAGGCUAUAUACCCCUAAUACUCCACAAAGAGUGCUCAAUAUCAAUUUGGGUACUAAGAAAACUGAGUAGAUAUUCAUGGAGCAGUAUCAAAAUUUCAGCAAACCUGAGAACAUCCAAUGUGAAAAGAUACAGGUAAGAAUGAGAGACGGGUAGGAAAUUCCAAUGGUAAUGACAUACGAUAAAUAAUUCUUCAAUGAAAAGAGUCCUUGGAUAAUGUUUACUAAGGGAGCUAAAUCUGAGAAGAGUGAUUUACAGUACAAGAUACUUUGA